AUGCUCCGAACACUCUGCGCACACCUCGCACCGCGGCGACCACUCCGCACCCCCUCGUCGACCACCACCCGCCUCAUCUCGUCGUCCUCGCCCGCCUCCGCACCCGUACAAGCAGCAGCAGCCUCCCGAGCACGACCAUCCACACCCAAGAACAAAGGCAAGGGGAAAGCCGCCGCCGCAGCCGCCGCUCCCGCCCCCUCGCACUACCUCAUCACCCUCCUCCGUUCGCCCAACCACCUCGGCGCGACAGUCUACUCGACCACGCGCGUGCUCGGGCUCACCAAGCGCCUCUCGUCCGUCAUCGUCCCCAUCAACCCCGUCAACGCGGGAUACAUCCUCCGCAUCAAGGAACUCGUCGGAGUGCGCCUGGUCUCGGGCGAGGAUGUGCAGAGGUGGGCGAGCAAGGAGUGGAGGGAGCGGCCGGGAGAGGGCAACCAGGGCAGCGGGUUGAGGGUCAUGGGCGGCGCAGGACCGAACGCGGUCAUUCGCGUCGGGAGCGAGCGCGCGAGGGGCGACGAGCGCGGGUUCAAGGUCGUCGGGCGGGCGUCGCCGUUGUGA
Messenger RNA from Rhodotorula toruloides NP11, 558 nucleotides. RefSeq names its product 50S ribosomal protein. Lineage: Eukaryota; Fungi; Basidiomycota; Microbotryomycetes; Sporidiobolales; Sporidiobolaceae. The record is from RefSeq and is a predicted model, not a curated record. Bases 1 to 558 code for a protein of 185 amino acids. The transcript has a single exon.